CUGUGCGUGGAGCACAUGAGUCCUGCGUAGAUGACAUCGCUCCUUCGCGCACUGAAGCCGCAGCUGGAGGAGAGCUGCGUCAGGUUGUAGUCUCGGAGCUCCACUCACGAUGCUGAGCAGGCCGUGGGCAACGAUGGGCCACGCACUGCUGUGAACAACAUUAAUCGGCCAUACGAGGUGUUUGUUGGAUCAGUGUGCACCGCGUCCGCGAUGAUGUCCUCGUACUACCACCCGGCUAAAGAAGCAGACAUGGCGGCCAUGACAGAACCGCUAUGCCUGGAGAGAGAUGUUUGCAGGGUGAUCGAGCUGCUGGACCGGCUGCAGCGGACUGGUGAGCUGCCUCCUCCCAAACUGCAGGCCCUGCAGAGAGUCCUGCAGAGCAAAUUCUGUGCUGCCAUUAGAGAGUGGAGAUGGAAGGACCGUGGAUUGGACUCUCACCUGGGCCUCAGCACACUGGUUUAUGAGCAGCUCUAUGACACUCUGGACAUUGUUGGGGGACCAGAGGUGCGAGCCCAGGCAACAGCCAAGGCCACAGUGGCAGCCUUUGCAGCCAGUGAGGGGCACGCCCACCCAAGGGUGGUAGAACUGCCCAAGACAGAAGAGGGGCUGGGCUUCAACAUCAUGGGUGGAAAAGAGCAAAACUCUCCCAUCUAUAUCUCAAGAGUUAUCCCUGGAGGAGUGGCUGACCGCCAAGGUGGGCUGAAGAGAGGAGACCAGCUACUUUCCGUCAAUGGUGUGAGUGUUGAAGGUGAGCACCAUGAAAAGGCUGUUGAGCUGCUGAAGGCUGCACAGGGAUCAGUCAAGUUGGUGGUCCGCUACACCCCGAAGGUGCUGGAGGAAAUGGAGGCUCGCUUUGAGAAGAUAAGGAGCGCCCGGAGACGACAGCAGCACACCAGCUACUCAUCUCUAGAAUCCAGAGGCUAACCAGCCCAACGCCUUCAUCUGAUUUAUCAUCCAGACCUCCCGAUUCUUCUGCUCCAGCAGGAAGAAAGACCAUGGAUGGAAGCAAAGAAGUAGUCAACCAACAGCUGUUACCUGAGCUGAAGCAUUGAAACCCGCAGUUUAGGAUCCUCGUGCCACUUUCUUAGACAAAUGAAAACUGCUGAGCUAGCUUGUAGUCAGAACGUGCCUGUAAAUUUCUUUUCCCAGAGUGAUGUCUUCCUGAGCAUCCUGUUACCUACGGCCAAAUAUCCUCUCUAGUGUGUAGCUUAAUCAGAAUCUAAACUGCACAUCCUCAACUGUUUUAAAGUACACUGCGUUUCUGAUUAGAGUCCACAUUCUGCAGUAGACCCCAGUAGCAGAAAAAAACACUUCCCAAGAUAGACCCAGAUAGAAGGCUAAGUGUUGGCAUUUGUGAAUGGCUUGUUCAAUUUUGUGAAAUUGUUGACAUUUUUUUGUAUUUUAUUUUUUGUCUAUAUAUUUAUUGGCAAAUUUCCCAUGAAUUAAAGUCAGUGUAAAAUUAA
Messenger RNA from Neolamprologus brichardi, 1463 nucleotides. The record is from RefSeq and is a predicted model, not a curated record. NCBI's taxonomy places the organism in Eukaryota, Metazoa, Chordata, Actinopteri, Cichliformes, Cichlidae.